AUGUCCGUCGAACAGAAGAUCACAGCAUCCCAGGCUUGCCACAUCGAUGGUCGUGCAGGAUACUUUCGCUUUCGUCAAGCACAGCUCCAGGGCCUUUACAACCUUGUGUCUAAAAACAGGGACGCAUUCGUUGCCGCUUUGAGGUCUGAUACACAAAAGAAUGAGUUUGAAGCUGUCCUCGAAGUCAAUCUCGUCCUCAAGCAACUACGCGCUGGCUUUGAGGCGACUGCAUUCGAUGUGCUCACUGCCCGUGCCAAGGAGCAGUAUCUCAGUGGCACAGUCGAGGCACCUCAGGGCACAGUUUUGAUUGUCGGGCACUGGACAGCUCCGCUGGACUCGGUCCUUGGUCCUCUUUGCGCGGCCAUUACUGCCGGUAAUGUCGCGGUUGCGGUUCUCCCUGCCCCAGCCAUGUCGACCUAUGAACUCCUUAUCCAACUGUCCCCUCGGCAGUACGACGUCGAAGCCUACCCAGUUCUCCUCGGUACUGAGGCCGUCAUCAACAAGGCCCUCUCUUUCCGUUUCAACAGCUACUAUGGCACCGUAACUGACCACGGUCUGCGCCAGCAGCUUGUUACCGCCGCGACCCGCGCCGACGCGACUAUCAAGGUGUUGCCUUCGGCCACCAAUAUCCGCAAGCACAACAUUGCCAUUGUAAACAAGACUAUUCCCGAAUCACAGCUUGUGCAGGUGGCCCGUGAAGUGUGCCGUGCGAGCUUUGGCUGCGUGGGUGGGCAAGGCUUGGGCCAUGUCUCAGUGGUGCUCGUCCAUGGUGAGAGGCAUGAUGCUUUCUCCCGCGAAAUGGUCCGUGCGACCCGGCACCUGUUCCCCUCCUCUGGCCGUCACGCAGGAAUGCGUGACUUGUGUCCACUCAAUGUCACCGAGACGGAGAUCUCCACUCUUGGGGCAGCCGUCAAGGAAGGAAAUCUCGUCUGCGGUGGUGAGUGGGACGCCGCCACCGGCUGGUUCGCCCCUACCAUCCUCGAGAACGUCAAUGUCAAGUCGUCUCUCUUGGCAACUCCCUUGGCCGGCCCGAUUCUUCCUUUGGUGCCCUUCCACAGCACUGAAGAGGCCAUCAGGAUUGCCCAGGACAUCACCGGUCACAACCUCGCGGUCUUUGGCACCCAGAAGGACAAGAACUACUUCACCGUUGCCCUUUGUCCGUCACGCGCCACCACCGGAUGCGUCCUGGGAGAUUUAGUGGGCCUUGCCCCUGGUCCGGACAACGACCGUUACCCCGCCAGCCUGUUCACCACCAUCACUGUCCUAAGCGAGGCAGAUGCCAGUAUCAAAGAUCUCUUCCCACCAUACUCGGCCUGGCAGAUCUCUUUGUUGGACAAGAUUUUACUUCCUAAGUCUCCCAAAGAGCUCAAGGCUAAGCGACCGAUGCACCAGUCGUCUGUGGGUCGCAACUUCUUCCUUCAGGGUGCAAUGCUGUCAGUAGUGAUCAUCGUGUCUUUGCUUGGAGCGGCUGGUCUUGUAGCGUACAUGUUUUUGAAGUAG
Apiotrichum porosum is the source of this 1500-nucleotide messenger RNA. RefSeq lists its product as uncharacterized. Gene Ontology annotation, cellular component: cytoplasm. Bases 1 to 1500 code for a protein of 499 amino acids. The transcript has 8 exons. Lineage: Eukaryota; Fungi; Basidiomycota; Tremellomycetes; Trichosporonales; Trichosporonaceae. Gene Ontology annotation, biological process: aldehyde metabolic process. The record is from RefSeq and is a predicted model, not a curated record. Gene Ontology annotation, molecular function: aldehyde dehydrogenase (NAD+) activity.